CUGCACAAAAACUGCACAGCACAAAAGUACACAAAAGUACACACAUCUACCCCCCCGAUGCCUCCUCCUGGAUUUAAAGGCAGAACUGCAGUGUCCCAAACCACGCCAGACCAGGCUCCAGCACUGAAGACAACAGCUUCUCUGCAGAUUACAACAGUGACUCUGUUCUACCUUCACUAUGUCGGACCAAUCCGCUUCCACCAUCUCCUCUGCCCCUCCCCCUCCUCCCUCCGGGCCGCGCCCUAAAAUCAACAGCAGAGGGCGCGCUGCUGGCCCGGCCGCCAACUCAAACGCUGACAUUUCAGACAUCCCGGAGCUCGAAUACUUUGGGGCACCUGGGCCCAGAGGGUACCCACCCUUGACCGAGUUUUUGGACAUCCAAAAUGUGGACAUGAAACAUCGUCCUCAAGACAAAAACAGGAGGAGUCACAAAACUCACCUGUUUAACCUGGAUGCCCUGGUCGUGAGGCGCGGACAAGAGUUUGAAGUUGAGAUCACCUUUAACCGCCCAUACAAGCCCUCAGAGGACAAGUUUGCUGUGGAGUUUGUCAUUGGCUCCAGUCCUCAGUACAGUAAAGGCACCUACAUGCCCGUGUUCACGACCAAAGACCGGCAGACAUCUUGGAAAGGUCGUAUCGUUAAUAUGAUUGAAAAUACCGUGAUCAUGGGCAUCACCCCGGACCCCACCUGCAUUGUGGGUAAAUACCACAUGUAUGUUGCCGUGGUAACGCCCUAUGGCAUCCGCAGAACCAAAAGAGAGCCGAUCCGCGACCUCUACAUCCUGUUCAACCCAUGGGCAGCAGAUGACGAGGUGUUUCUGAAUGAUGAGACAGAGAGGCAGGAGUGUGUGAUGAACGAGAUGGGAAUCAUUUACCACGGAUCCUAUGACGACAUCGCAGAGAGGACCUGGAACUUUGGACAAUUUAACUAUGGGAUUCUGGACGCUUGUCUGUACAUUCUGGAUCGUUCUCAGAUGCCCAUCACCAACAGAGGAGACGCCGUCAAAGUGGUGCGCCAGGCCUCAGCUAUGCUGAACUCCCGUGAUGAUGAUGGAGUGCUGGUGGGGAACUGGAGUGGGGACUAUACCUACGGAGUGGCCCCCACCUCCUGGACCGGGAGCACAGACAUCCUGCUGACCUACGCCAACAGCCAGAGUUCAGUCUGCUACGCCCAGUGCUGGGUCUAUGCUGCUGUCUUCAACACCUUUCUGCGUUGUCUUGGGAUCCCUGCUCGAGUGGUCACCAACUUCUUCUCCGCUCACGACAACAAUGGAAACCUGAAAACAGACAUCAUUCUGGACGAAAAUGGCAGAAUCGACCGCAAACAAACAAGGGACUCAAUUUGGAACUACCAUUGCUGGAACGAGUGCUACAUGGCCAGAAAGGACCUCCCUGCAGGUUUCGGAGGCUGGCAGGUCGUGGAUGCUACACCACAGGAGAACAGUGAUGGCAUGUACAGAUGUGGACCUGCCUCUGUCUACGCCAUCAAACACGGGCAGAUGUGUUACCCCUAUGACGCCCCCUUUGUCUUUGCUGAGGUGAACAGCGAUGUGGUUUUCUAUCAGCGUGGUAAAGAUGGGACCCUGGAGCCGGUUAAAGUGAACCACACUCAUGUUGGACGAGGCAUUUUCACCAAAACACCUGGAGAACUAACCCGCAAAGAAAUCACUGACCAAUACAAGUUUGAAGAAGGCAGCACAGAGGAGCGUACAGUGCUGGAGAAGGCCGAGGUGUACGGGUGUAAGCGCGAGCUGUUGGACCCCCCUCCCGCGGAUGUGGAUCUGGUGCUGCCCUCUGUGGAGCUCGCUGUGGGGCAAGACCUGGAGCUCAGCGUGGAGUUUGUGAACCACAGCCAACAGCGCCGCACGGUGGACGCUUAUGUGAGCGGCAGCGUGGUCUACUACACCGGAGUCACCAGCUCUGAGUUCCUCUUCAGGACCCCCACUGUCACCAUUGGGCCCAACAAGAGUGUGAAGGAGCUCGUGGACAUUGAGGCUCGGAGCUACAUGAAGCACCUGGUGGAACAGGCCAACCUCAACUUCAUCGUGACCGGAAAAGUGAAGGAGACCGGGCAGAUCGUCACCGCCAUGAAAGUGGUGACUCUGCACAACCCCAAAGUCAGCAUCCAGGUGUCUGGAGUGGCCAGAGUGAACGAGGAGAUGUUGGCCACCCUGCAGUUCACAAACCCAUUCAACUUUAACCUGGAAGGAGUCUACGUGAGGAUGGAGGGGCCUGGAGUCAUGCUGCCACACUACAGAUACUACAAUAUUGUGACCCCAAACUCGUCUGUGGUUUGGUCUGAGAAAUUCAGUCCACAGAGACCCGGGACCACCAGGAUCAUUGCGAGUCUGGACUGUCCCGCGCUCAGACAUGUCUACGGAGAGGAGUCCUUCACUGUGGAGCCGUAGGGAGCUCACAGGAAGUGUAAAGUGCAUAUGACAGGUUUUCAGGUUUUUCUCAUUAUUACUUCAUUUGGUGGGAUAGAUAAAAUGUGGUAAAUAUUUAUCAUAAAGGAAGGAGUCCUAAAACAAUACCAAAAACUCCAUCCAAAAUGCAGGGAGCAAGGGACACAUUUUAUUGUAGUUUAAACCUUUAUUAAACAAAAUAAAGAUGCCAUUUUUUUAAUUAUUUGUCUAAUCACAGUUAUUUUGCAGUUCAGACAAGCUCAUGUGGUUGCAAUGUCACAUCUGUAUUAUAACUUUGCCAAAUUGUUAAAAACUAGGAAAAACUAGGCAAGCAAGAUGUUAGACAAAUCUUAAAUUACUGAUAUUAACUAAGUUUUAGUGAAAUGAGAAAUCUAAUCUGUCAUAUGCACUUUAAAUAAGGGCUUUUAUAUGCAGCCCAUUAACAGUAAACACCAUAUAAUCUUUGUAUUUGCUUUAUAAGAGCUUAUUAGUGUUAUCCAUUUAUGCAAUAGAAAUGAAUGCAAAAACCUUUUCCUGAACAUGUAUAAGGAAAAAAUUGCUUUGCUCAAAUUUGAAGUUGUUUAGUAAAUCAUGUUUAUGCAGAUUUUUUUUUAGAUAUUACAGCUAUAAAUUGCACUGUUACUAAAAGACAGCUAAGAACUUUGAAAAAAAAAUUGAUAGACUUCAACAAACUUGAAUAUUUUUUGAACAAAACAAACUGGAAAAUAUAUCUGGCUUGAAUAAAAAUAAUGUUAAUAUAUUUAGCAAACAAAUGCACAAAUCAACUUGAAUAGAAGAUUAAAGCAUCUCUCUUUGACUGA
This is a messenger RNA of Boleophthalmus pectinirostris (great blue-spotted mudskipper), 3225 nucleotides long. RefSeq names its product coagulation factor XIII, A1 polypeptide b (gene f13a1b). Gene Ontology annotation, biological process: blood coagulation, fibrin clot formation; peptide cross-linking. The record is from RefSeq and is a predicted model, not a curated record. The coding region runs from base 179 to 2407 and encodes 742 amino acids. Gene Ontology annotation, molecular function: protein-glutamine gamma-glutamyltransferase activity. The transcript is spliced from 15 exons. Lineage: Eukaryota; Metazoa; Chordata; Actinopteri; Gobiiformes; Gobiidae.